AUGGCUUCUACAACAGACCCAACAGUUGCUCUCCCGACCGCGACGGACACUGACGACGACGAUGAUGACGACGAUGUCAUCUCUUCACUGCUCCCCAGUCAACCACCAGCUGCCACACCACCUCCUGCUCAGCCAACAGCAGCUCCUGUUCCCACUCCAUCACUCGUCGAAACUGCCAUACCUGGUGCCCCAAGUGCAGCUCCUGCUCCUACAGCAAUACCCGCUCCGGCGCCAGCCGAUCCACCAGCUUCGGCCAGUGCCAGCACCUCUAACAGCAUAUUGCCAUCUUCGGCGACUGAGCAUGCAGACAGUCUGCCUAGUAGCUCGCCAACAGCUUUACGUCCAGACGAUCCUGCGAAUGAUGUUGGUGGAGGCGGAAUAAGUGCUGGCGCAUCGGCGGGGAUUGGUGUCGGUGUAGCUCUAAUGGUCUGUCUCGUAGCGUUUGGCAUGUGGUUCUUCCUGCGACGGCACAAGGUGCGGAGAACCAAGACACAGUCGACAUCGGGCCAUAGCACCGACGAAGAGCAUGCUCAGAAAGCCCAGAAGUCGGAGGUCUAUGCGUAUCGCGCAGGCGGACCAGCGGAAGUUCCAGGCGAUGAGAAGCCGAGACGGUGGAGCGAGCUGGAGAGCCCAACGUAUGUCACUGAGGUGGGUGAUGGGCAGGUGAUUCGUGCCGAGCUUCCAGGGUCUACAGUGCCAAUGGCGACGACUGGGAAGGAAGUGGAUGAUCGAUUGUUCACGGAUCCGCCCAUCGAUGAGGUUGACGAGCCGGUCGAUGUGCAUGAGACGGCGAUAGACAAGAAGGACGAGAGGUUGUUCUCCGAUCCUCCCAUUGACGACGCUAUCGAUAUGCUCGAUGCUGAGCCAAGAGAGUUGGAGAAGCAGAGUGGAUGA
This is a messenger RNA of Ascochyta rabiei, 894 nucleotides long. RefSeq lists its product as uncharacterized. Bases 1 to 894 code for a protein of 297 amino acids. The transcript has a single exon. Lineage: Eukaryota; Fungi; Ascomycota; Dothideomycetes; Pleosporales; Didymellaceae. The record is from RefSeq and is a predicted model, not a curated record.